AUGUUCGGGGCAAAACUGGCUGCCGGGUUUGCGGGCGAGGGCGCAGUGCUUGUCGUCGAGCCGUUGACUACAGGCGUGCCCGACGCAGUACGAUCCUCCUCUGUGGACCGGACUGCCGCACCCUUCCAGCGCGCAAGUGUGCUCCUUGCAAAGGGCACCGAUUUGGACCAGCCCCGUGGCAGUCGGAGCCGCUUACGGGCUGCCCUCGUAGCCGGUACGCUUGCUGCACGGAUCCCACAGGCAGGUGUGCUCGGUGCAGUACUUGCCCCUCACCUCGACGGCCUGGUAGCACCGGGGCGCGGCGCAAGUAUGUUCGUCGCAGGCCUCGCUGUUGCUCUUGAUCUUGCGGACGCUCGUGCACCCGCCGACGAACCGGCAGACGUGGUCUCGGCACGCUAUCGCGGCGCCGGAUUCGACGGCUUGGUUGCAGGGGAGGCGGCCGGACCAUUGGCAGGAGUGCUCGCUGCAGUAGGGCCUCUUGAGUCGGCGAGACCUCGGGCACUCUUGGGCCUGGCAGGUGUGAUCUUCGCAGGCGUCUCCGAGAACUACGGAAAACGAGAGGUUGAACCUUGGUUAGGAAAAGUCUAA
Parascedosporium putredinis is the source of this 588-nucleotide messenger RNA. Lineage: Eukaryota; Fungi; Ascomycota; Sordariomycetes; Microascales; Microascaceae. The record is from the annotation of a GenBank genome assembly.